Messenger RNA from Linum trigynum, 7216 nucleotides. NCBI's taxonomy places the organism in Eukaryota, Viridiplantae, Streptophyta, Magnoliopsida, Malpighiales, Linaceae. The record is from the annotation of a GenBank genome assembly.
GCGAAACCCGAAAAGGAAGAAAAGAGUAAGGAAAGGGUCAGUCAGUCAGUCAAUAACUAGAGGGAGCCACGUGUCAACAUCAACCAAAGGCCCAAACCGGUCCAUCCACCACCGAACGCCGGACCCACCGCCGAGAUGGAGACGGCGUCCGGCCGGCGUUCCCUCGUAUCCGUUUCCGAAUGUGAAAUGUGAAUCCUCUCCACAGCCCAUAACAAUACAAAAACUUCCACUCCCCACCACCAGUCCACCACAACAAGAAUAAUAAACAAAGAUUAGUGAAGGCGGAAAAAAGCUAGCUAUAGAUAGAGAGAGAGAGACCGAGGGAUUGGAGCUCUGAAAGAAAUUCCCUUGGCCGAACCCUAAACAAGCCGAUUUCCAUCUCUCCUUUCUUUUCCGAAGAAAUAGUCUUCACGCGGCUGCGUGGUGUUUUUCUCUCUGAACUAGUGAACUCUGAUUUCCCCCUCUCUCUCUCUUUCUAUUUAUCUCUCUCACUCCACUCCAGGUAAUCACAGCCGCCGUGCUCGCCGGCUGCUUCUCUUUCCCUCUCUCUCUCUCUCUCUCUCUCUCCGCGUCGCGUUGAUUGUUUCCUCUUUGGGAGUUUUGGGAUUCACCGGGAUUUGAUUGGUCAGCGUGGGUUGGCUUUGGUUUUGGUUUUCCCCAAUACGGUCAGUGUGAUUUUGGUGAUUUUUGCGAAGAGACGGGGAUGCUGCUUUCCCCAAUCUCGUUUGACGCGUGGGGAAAACGAUUUCUUUGAUUGCUUUACUUAUAAAAAGAGAAAACAAAAGACGUAGGAGAGAUCAGGCUGCUUUUGGGUGUUCGAUUUUGGGGGUCGUCGAUUCGAUUGUGGGCAGCUGGGACAAGUUAUGUUGGCUUCUUUCUGGAAACCCGAUUCGAAAAUUUGCAGGCGUGUUCGAGAAACCCUCUAGCAUCUUUCUAGACCAUCCCUCUUCUGCUUUGCACUUGCUUGAGCUGUAAUUUCGGUAUUCUCCUACGUGGGUUCAUCGGUUUGUCAGAUAUCUGUUUGGAUCUAGAUCUAGAUGUAGACUCCUUAUUAAUGGCGUUGCAUCUCCAGCUAUAGGUUGUGAAAGGCUAGAGUGUGUGUCUGGGCCAUAUCUGCUUGAUCCGUACGGUGUCAAUUAAUUGCAGUGUAAAUGCUCUCUCGCUUCUGAGUUUCCGAGUUCAGAUUUUGUUUUGCCUUUUCCUUUGCAGGUCCUGGGUAAUUGAAGCUUCGUUCUCUUCGAACAGGGUUGGAGUUAUUGUUAUUUGAAGUGGGAUUUGUUUGGAUAGGGGCGCACAUGAAGUAAUACCCUGAGUUAUUUUGGUGAAAGUGUAGCAGGACGAGGGUGUUACAUAGCUUCCGAGGAAAUGCCAGUUUCUGGAAAGGAAGAGUCUGGGGUUAAACCUUUUGCCCGGCAGCCUAGUUUUGAUAUUUCAGGUGUUCCUAUCAAGAAAAGGAGGUUCUUUCGCCAUCCCUCACCUACACCUGAAGAACAACCCUCUUCAGUUUCUCCAAAGAAUGGUUCUAUACAGCCUGUUAGCUCUACAUAUGGUUCUGCUCCUUUAAAUCCUAAAUUUGCGGGUAGUGCGUCUGGUUUGUCUGAUGCAACAAAGAAAAUCCCUGACACGGCUAUACCUACCAGUGUUAAUAAUAGCUCAUUGGUCAAAAGUGAGGCAUCAUGUGGUGAAGUUAUUUCCGAUUCUUUGGCUCCUCUUGGUAGUGAGAAUAAGCCUGUGGAAGCUGAGGCUCUUGAUAAAAUUUCUGUUAUUCCUGCAACCAAUGAGUUGAAGUCAGCACCUGUUCCACCUAAUCCAGGUGAGGUUACUGUUAAGAAGCAAGUGCCAGCUGGGAAGUGUAAACCUGGGGUGUCUGCUGUUUCUGGGAACCUUGAAUUGUCUUUAGGCUUGAAAGAACACCAUGUUGCUGAUAGUAACGAUGGAAGUAGUCACAGACAGGGAAAUGAAGAGUCUAUUUCUUUGAAUAUAUCUUCGAGCAAGGCAGGAACCAGCACCCAGUGCAAGAAAGAUGAUAUGAAGUUGACUUCUGAUGGUGGUAGUAAAUCUGCUGAUAGAUUAAACUGGGACUUGAACACUACAAUGGAUGCAUGGGAAGGCCCUUUGGAUGAUAAGUCUGCAGGUAAAAUAACAGAUAAUGAGUUGAAAUCAGCAGGUGCCAGGCCAGAUAAAAAGCCUUUGAUAUGCCCUACAAAUGCUAAUAGCAUUGCUGUAUCUGAUGCAAAGAAUGUCCUAGAAAAGAGCGUGAAGCCCUUGAGUUCCUCUGGAACAGUUUCACAAUCUGCCACACAACAUAAUCUUGACAGUUCACUUCAUUUAUGCCUCAGCCCAUCCUUUCUUUCAUUUAGUGUCAGUGAAGAACCAUCAUGCUCUGUUUCCAACAAAGACCCGUGCAAGGUUUUUCCUAAUGCCAGCUUGCCCAAAGGGUUGUCCUCAGCUGGCAAGUCUGGCAUCUCUAAACCUAAGAAUGUUAAACAAGAACCACGUGAUGAGGGGACUAGACCUGUUUUCAACAUUCCACCAUCAGUUGUUAAUGGACCAGUGAAGAGAGAAUUGAUGGAGAAGCUUGCUCAGGAGGUUCUCAAGUCUGGAUGUUAUAGUUCUCUGAAAAUUAUUGGUCCUAGAUCCAUAAAGUACGAGUCUUGUCAAGAGGGUAACCAGGAAAUGCUCAAGGUGGUGGAGGGGAAGUGUCAGCAGCCAGGUAUUGAAGAAUCACCAAGGAUAGAUGAGGAUAUAACUCAGCAGUCUGGUGAAGUGCAGAUGAAGAACGAAAUAGAUUUGCUGUCUCAUAAAUCGGGUGCCGCUGAAGAUUUGAAGACAGCAGUUGGGGUAUCUCAGCAAUCAGGUAAAACAGAGGCACUUAACGGACUGGAAGAGGAAUCACCCAAACUGGCUAAUCCAGAUAUGUCUGAGGUGGUAGGAGGGACAGCAAAACAAUCUGAUAAGCUACAGGAGUCCCAGAGGGUAGACAGGAUGAUGGAACAAUUUGAUAAGGUAGAAGGUGCACUGAAUUGCCCUGGUAAUGACAUAUUAGACCAAUCUGAGAGACAAGAAUCGUCAGGUGCCCAGCCUGAUAAACUAGAGGUGAUAAUGGAACAAUCUGACAAUCGGGAAUCGUUAAGUCUGGAAAUGAAGGAACAGACUGGUUGUUCAAUUAAUAAUCAAGAAUCAUAUAAUCAGAAUGCUCAGUGGGGCAAACAGGUGCAAUCAGCCAGUAAAAGUGUUUCAUACCCGUCAGAACAGGUUAAGAGUACUGAUACAGUCUGCCGGAACAAUGAUGUGGCCCUGGGAGAAAGCACAACUGUCAAACAUGUGAUUUCUGAACCUGCAUGUCACGUUGAAUUAAAUGUGGUUGGAGCAAGCACUGCUCCUAUUAGCCGUGAUCAGAAUGUGGAUAUACCCAAGGAAUCUGAGCUGAAAUGUGUGGACGACAUGAGCACCCAGCAAUUGCCUGGAAAUGUUAAUGUUUCUGCCAGCGAUGAAGAAAAGAUCAAUUUGUCAGCUGAUAUUCUAGAAGAAGAUUCUUAUGAGUAUGAGUCUGAUGGCAAUUCUGUUCCAAUGGACAUAGAAGAGGAUGGGGUGGGUCACAAUGACUAUGAAGAUGGUGAGGUUCAAGAUCAACAACUAAGACCUGCAACUGAGGGUCCAACAGCUAAUAUUACUCAAGACAUUGGUUCUUUAGAUUUUUAUGCAAACCAGGUAAACUAUACAAGGAACACUAUGGAUGUCCAUCUUACUUCAUUCUUAGCUAAAGAGAAUGACAAACAUCAAGAAGGCUCUGGUGGAAGAAGUGAUGACAUCGCUAAAGAAUCCGUAGUUUCGCAGGUUGAUGGGAGAGUUACCGUUAUUGCUGGUAGACUUGAUUCUAUGGAACCGUCUUUAGCUCAAUUGCAGGCUGUAGGAUAUGUUAAGCAGAGCCCUGGCAGGAUAAUGCAAGGAGGAUCACAUGAUGUAUCAGGUAAGAAGGACGACCCGGAAGGGCAGAGCGCAGAACAAUCUGCUGUAACUUUUAGUGGCCAUGAAAAUUUGUCUAUAGUUUCUCAAGUUUCAGAAGAUAGUACUCAGACGGCUAGUUUGGAGAAGAGUGGUUCAGCAUUGUUGAACACAGAAGUGCCUUUAACCAGUGAUGAUGCUAAAGAUAUCAACAAUGCUGUUAAUAACCGGGCUAGGAUUAUAAACUUGCCUAAAGCUUCCAACAUGCAAUCUCCUGAUAAAAGCAGAUCUACCUCUGGCAAGCCAUUUCCAUCACGUCCUGGUAGAGAAAGAUUACCAGAUAUGUCUCUUGAUGGAGACAGAUUUCAUUCCCGAGGGAGGGAUGAACCAUAUAAUAAUGAUGGUUCCCAAAGGUUUUCAAGAGAGAGGCGUCAUGAUCAUCAUUAUUAUAGAAACAACAGAUUAAAUUUUAACCGUGGUAGAGGAAGGCUUCCAAGUCGAGCUGGCAAUCGACAUGGUGAUAUGGAUCCAGAACGUGAUUUCCACUCAGAUUUUUAUGGUGGAAACUCAGAUUUUGUCCCGCGGCACAAAGGUGAUACAGAAUUCAUGAAAAACAUUGGGCCUGAUGGCAACUUCAUUAAUAAUAAUGGCCGUGGAGGGAGAAAGAUAAUGGAUAAUGAGACAUCAAUGUUUCGCCAUUUACCCUCAAGGAGGCACUCUCCUGGAGGACGAGGCAUUCAAAUGAUGCAUAGGGUUCCCAGAAAUAUUGGUGAGGAAAGCUCUGAAGUUGGACUGAGACAUUCAGAUAAGAUUGUGAGAGGAGCCUACCCUGAUGAUGAUGAUGAUAUAGAGCACACAUUCACACGACCUCAGCCUCCAUACAAGGGGGUGGAUGGUCAUUUUGUUCAGGGGCCUCGCAACUUUUCAUCCAUGCAAAGAAGGGGUCCCCAAAUUCAUUCAAAAUCUCCAAUCAGAUCUCGCUCUCCCGGUCCAUGGUCAUCUUCCAGGAGAAGAUCUCCUGGUGAAUUUGGUGGGCCACCAGAAUUGAGUGGUCGGAUGUCGCCACCAAUUUACAGGAUGGAUAGAAUGAGAUCACCUGAUCACUCUAGUGGCUUUCCUGAAGAAAUGGGGGUUAGAAGACACGCUGGAUCCCCUCCAUACUUGUCGAGACCAAAUGAUAUGAGGGAAAUGGAUCCUGAAAGAAAUCAUCAUGUCCAUCCCAGGUCAAUGAUGUCGUCAAAUAGGAGCCCUAAUGGCCGGGCUUUACUUAGAAACAGUAGGAGAUUUGGUCCUGUUGAUCAUCGAGAGAGGGAAGGAAGUGAUGAGUUCUUUGGUGGACCCAUGCAAUCUGGUGGUAGAUUUCAUCAUGAUCUAGGUGCUGCUGAUGGAGAUGGUGAAGACAGAAGAAGGUUUAGUGAAAGACGGGGACCUAUUCGCCCGUUUAGGUCAUCUUUCAAUGAUGUCGAAGGUGAAAAUUUCCAUCUGAACUCAGAGGAUGGACCUAGUAGGCCUUUCAGGUUAUUUUCUCUAGAUAAUCAAGCAAUGCAGGAGAGAGAUAACUUGAGGGACAGAGAACUUGAUAGGCGUAUGAAGAAUCGACCUGGGAAUGCUCCUAGAAGAGUAAGGGGUAUGGAAGAGCAGGAAGGAAACUAUAGACAUGGUGGGCAGGUGUAUGAUGAUGGUUUUGAUGACGUGACUAGGGUGAAAAGGAAAAGAUUUGACUAGAAUAAAUUUGCAUAUCAUGUACCAGCACCUUGGACAAGUGUGGAUCUGGUGGAGGUGCUAAGUUAAAUAUCGCGACCAGCAGGAAGGUCUGGUUUUGGCUGUUAAGUCGGGACUGUGUUUACACUGCACGAAAUUGCUUGUACAUGGAGCCAUUAUAAAAAGCAGCUUUGAUAAAGAUUUCGGAACUGAACUAACCAGAUGAUUGAUCUGUUGUACAUAUUUGGGAUACCUUGGGUCAAUUCUGGAUGCUGCCAUUCCCUUUUUCAGUUUCAUUUAGCGAGCGUGUACUGUCAUAAUCAAUGGUGGGCAGUAUUGAGAUAUUGAGAGGAUAUUUUGCUUAAGAUAUUUUCUUGUAUAUUAUCUUGGGGGAAUAUUCUAAUUUCUCAGUUGUCUCCGCCCCCUACAUUCUGAUCAUAUGCUCAAGUCGGGGGACUGGCUGGCAGGUAUGUAAGAAGGUCAAUAAUUCAGAUUCCUGGAAUUAUUUUAUAGAGCAAUCAAGGGAAUUUCUGAAUGAAAUCUAGAAGAGCUUUUAACUUUCUGGUUUGUAACUUCAAUUUUCUGAAUCUUGCGAACUAUGUGCAAAAUGUUUUUUUGCAGUUGGCAGCCACAUGUGACAGAAGCUUUGACAUGUCACUUCUAGUUCCUGUGCCAUAUGCUUUCGUUGCAUAAAUUGCAGGUUGUGCUACUGCUUGCUUCUUAUCUGCUGGCUUGAGAAGAUAUCUAGGCAUCUGAAACUGUUGGGGUGCGCUGCCUCCUGGAGAAAAUGGACUUUGCUCUGCUGUGAAUUAACUUACUGGUUAUAGACUACAUCGGUCAAUGAGCGAGUUUGUGUCAAAAAAUCGGUAGCUUUUAGGUCUUCAUGCCUUCUGCUCAUGAUGUGUGAUAACUUCAUCAUUUGGUGGCUCCCUGUUUUACAUGUGCAAUGGUUGGAGCUGAUCUGCAGCAUUUGUACCUGGUGAUGACUGAUGAAGUCUCUCAGUUAUGGUCUUAAUGGUGAAACUUUGAGACGGUGGGAUGAUGCAGAGUUGGUGCUGUUUUUGUGGUGUUCUAUAGAUCGUUCCAUUUCCAAGUGCUAGGUUGAUUACAAUAAUAGAAGUAUAGGGAAGAGAAGCAUGAGAAGAAAUUGCAGGCAGUGGUGGUGAAGUCUGCGCAACUGUUUUCUCCCUUAUGGUUCCUCACCGGUUGUCGUCACCGACCGGCAACUCUCCGUUGGUGUGUGACACAGCCAAUUCCAGGGAUCUUGUGUGACUGACCUCAGGAAAAUGAUAUUGGAAAUAGUUUGAUUGUAUUCAUGAAAGGAAAAGAACAGCUUGGUCACGAGCUGGAGCGGGGUAGCUGCUGUGACUAGAUCAGUGUGGUCUCUUAGUUCUGCAUUUCAUUAACAAGAAACCACACAUUCGCAUCACGUCCAAAAAGCUUAUAAUGCUCAACUAUACAAGUGGUGGAGAAUGAUCCCACUUUUUUGGCCCAUCUUUAAAGACAACUAUAAACAACACCCACGGACCACGUCUACAUUGUGGGAACUAAAUAUACAACAACAUGAUCA